CCCACCCUCCGCGAGGAUCCGCGCUAAGCGCGCGUCCCGGCCGCCUGCCUCGCCGUUUUCGGGGUGCCUCCCCGCCCCCCGGGAGAGAAGGUAUCGGGGCACCCUGACGUCAGGUUCGGCUGGGGGCGGGGCGGCAGCGGGGCCGCCCUUCCCCCCCUCGAUCCCGGGCCCGCGCGACCCACUCGGAGGCCGGGUCGCUGCGGUCGAUCUCGUACUCCCUUUGUUCGAUCGGCCCCGCAAAGAUGUCUGAAGAGUUUUCGUUGGCAGAUGCACUGCCUGAGCACUCUCCUGCCAAAACCUCCGUGAGCAGCACCAAGUCUGCCCAGGCACAGGGCUGGCCGGGCUCCAGUCCCUGGAACACCCCGAGUGCUCCGCCUUCUGUGCCAUCGGGACUCCCGCCAAGUGCAACACCCUCCACCGUGCCUUUCGGACCAGCACCAACAGGAAUGUAUCCCGCUGUGCCUCCCACUGGACCACCUCCCGGGCCCCCAGCCCCCUUUCCUCCUUCUGGACCAUCAUGCCCCCCACCUGGUGGUCCAUAUCCAGCCCCAACUGUGCCAGGCCCUGGGCCCACAGGGCCAUAUCCUACACCAAAUAUGCCCUUUCCAGAGCUACCUAGACCAUAUGGUGCGCCCACAGAUCCAGCCGCAGCGGGUCCUUUAGGUCCAUGGGGAUCCAUGUCUUCUGGACCCUGGGCACCUGGAAUGGGAGGGCAGUAUCCUACCCCUAGUAUGCCAUAUCCGUCCCCAGGGCCAUAUCCCGCUCCUCCUCCCCAAGCCCCAGGAGCAGCACCACCUGUUCCAUGGGGUACUGUUCCGCCGGGAGCUUGGGGACCGCCAGCACCAUAUACUGCCCCUGCAGGAUCAUAUCCUACACCAGGACUGUAUCCUUCGCCCAGUAAUCCUUUCCAAGUGCCUUCAGGACCUUCUGGUGCUCCGCCAAUGCCUGGUGGCCCCCAUUCUUACCAUUAAGUUAACAGUGGCUGAAGAGAUGACGCUUUGCUCUUGGAAGUACCUAUACGGACACAUGAAUGCGUGUAUGCCAUUUGCUGGUUUCAUUAUCCUUAGAGGGCAUUCAUGAUGGAACAACGUGCACCUCUCAGA
Messenger RNA from Ochotona princeps (American pika), 1103 nucleotides. It is a transcript of the gene MAPK1IP1L, whose product is annotated as mitogen-activated protein kinase 1 interacting protein 1 like. The record is from RefSeq and is a predicted model, not a curated record. The transcript has 4 exons. Lineage: Eukaryota; Metazoa; Chordata; Mammalia; Lagomorpha; Ochotonidae. The coding region runs from base 243 to 971 and encodes 242 amino acids.